CCAGUGUUAAAUUUGUCAUUAGUCUGACUUUGCCUAUCGUGUUACAAAUAAAAUGAAUACACCUACGCCUUUUCCAGAGGACUACUAUGAUGACAGUUAUGAGAACGAAGCAUGUAACGUUUCUGGCUCCGUAAAAUUCGGUCAGAUCUUCAACCCUGUGUUUUUCUCUCUCGUGGUCAUACUGAGCGUCUUUGGCAACUCUCUGGUCAUCAUGAUCCUGGUCAAAUACGAGAACAUCAAGUCCAUCACCAAUGCUUUUAUUCUCAACCUGGCCAUCUCUGACCUGAUCUUCACCGCUGGUCUACCAUUCUGGGUUUACUACCACAUGAACGGCACCUGGACCCUUGGAGAAGUGGCAUGUAAAUCUGUCAACUUUGUUUUCUAUAUUGGUUUUUACAGCAGUGGUUUUCUCCUGAUCAUUAUGACCAUUCAUCGCUACAUUGCAGUCGUCAGUCCUCUCUCUGAUAUUGUAUCAACUAAAGGCUUGUACUGCAUUUUAGCGCCUAUUUUUAUCUGGCUUGUCAGUAUUGUUGUAGCUGUUCCAUAUUUUAUUUUCACAAAAGUAAAUGAUGAUGGGUUUUGUGGGUAUAUCGCAGAUUCUCCCAUAAGCUUUUGGGGAAUCUACCAACAAAUUGCCCUGUUCAUUUUGACAUCUCUGGUCUUUAUUUUCUGUUAUGUGCAAAUCAUUUGGAGAUUACUGCGCCCAACUGGACAACGUAGAAAAAGCAAAACCCUUAAAGUCAUUUUUACCCUCAUGGUUGUGUUCUUUCUAGGCUGGGCACCAUACAAUGUGGUAAUCUUCCUAAAGUCACGUGCCCCUGUUGGUGAUGAUGUCUGUCAAACAUACAGCACACUUGAAUACGCUUUGAAUAUUUGCAGACUUGGUGCCUUCUCCCACUGCUGCCUCAACCCUGUGUUUUAUGUGUUUGUGGGGGUCAAGUUCAAGAACCAUUUGAUGAGAUUUGUAAAAAUUGUGGGACAUAACAGCUCAAAACAAAACAGGAGCAGUGUCCGCAGUCGUCAGAGCAGAAUGACUAUCACCUCUAUCACCAGCGGAGAAGAGAUGUCACUGUAAACAAAAAACAAAAAAAGAAGAAGAAGAAGAAAAUUGAAAAUAGCUUUAAACUUUUAAAAUACAAAUGUGGUAAAUCAAUGCAGCAUUUUUGAGAAUCAAGAUUGCCUCUAUUGAAAGUGCACUAACGUUCUGGUUGUGGGUCCGUCAACUGUUUGUUUCUAUGGAUAUGUCAUUGCUCUGCUCGGAAUGUUCCACAGUAUGACAUUAAACAGCUUUACCUUACAUUUAUUUAAUGAUAGGUGAUUUUAUAGCUCAAAGAUACUUAGUAAAACAGGAAUUUUGACUGUGAACGGGGUUGCCUCUCCACAAAUCUGACCUGUAACUUGGUCUAGUUUGGUCUCCAUGUCUUACUGUGAAACAUUCCAGAUGAAGCAAUAACAUCUGUGUGGAGAAAAGCAUUAAUGGACCCUCCACCAGAAAAGUUACACAAUGCACCUUUAACUUUUAACGUGACUUUUGAUUAAUUUUGGCUUGAUGUUGAUGAUCUCUACAAUGUGUUUGUUAAUAGACAGUAGUACUAUAUCUGGAUAUAUUGCAACUCUCUACUUAAAGGAUCUGUACCUGCGUUUUAAAAAUAUGAAAAACAGAACUAGUUCAUUUUGGUUUGCAGAGGUCCACUUCUUUUCGCAACUUUCAGAGACCAAAGCAGAGUUUUGCCAUUGGGGUAAAGCAACAAAGCAAUAUAACUAGACUUUUUUUUCUUUUUUUUUUUCACCUUUUGACCAAUAUCUGUACUAGUGCAAGCAGCAUUUACUAAAUACAUGGAAAAAAAAAUCUGGUACAGGCCCUUUAAUGUUAGUUUUAAAAUCCAUUUAAAAUUGGAGUUAUUAGAACAAACACAUCUGAUGUAAUAAUCAGAUUCUUGAGAGAUGUGAUGUAAAACUGUUAUCAUGAUCAAUUUGUUGUAAUAUUGUUUCAUAUAUUGUUCAAUCUGUGUAUCAUUAAAUAAAUUAAAGAAA
This is a messenger RNA of Boleophthalmus pectinirostris (great blue-spotted mudskipper), 2034 nucleotides long. Its product is annotated as chemokine XC receptor 1-like. Gene Ontology annotation, biological process: chemotaxis; G protein-coupled receptor signaling pathway; immune response. Bases 53 to 1075 code for a protein of 340 amino acids. The record is from RefSeq and is a predicted model, not a curated record. NCBI's taxonomy places the organism in Eukaryota, Metazoa, Chordata, Actinopteri, Gobiiformes, Gobiidae. Gene Ontology annotation, molecular function: chemokine receptor activity. Gene Ontology annotation, cellular component: membrane. The transcript has 2 exons.